This is a messenger RNA of Myripristis murdjan (pinecone soldierfish), 2478 nucleotides long. It is a transcript of the gene ttc33, whose product is annotated as tetratricopeptide repeat domain 33. Gene Ontology annotation, molecular function: protein binding. The coding region runs from base 294 to 1124 and encodes 276 amino acids. The record is from RefSeq and is a predicted model, not a curated record. The transcript has 5 exons. NCBI's taxonomy places the organism in Eukaryota, Metazoa, Chordata, Actinopteri, Holocentriformes, Holocentridae.
CAUAAUUCAGCGUGCGUGUCUGCGUCCAACUAACAUGUUUUACUGCCAUUAAAAGCAGCUCUAUGAUUUAUCAAGUGCAGGUAGAGCUAGCGAUUAGCCGACGCUAAUGCUAGCUGGCGUCUAUAAACAAGCUCACAAGCAGCUAGUAAAACAAGGCAGUUCACUGGUUGUCAUGUUGCACAGGGCUAUGAUAUGAAGCAGCUAAAAUCACAAGAGUACACCGUGGUGGACUUUUAUAAGUGACUGGCGUUGACAGUAUCUCAGCUUGGACUUGUUUUCUGUCCAUACACAGGAUGGCGUCAUUUGGCUGGAAGAGGAAAGCCGGUGAGAAGGUUUCAAAGUCAAUUGUGCGUCAGUUCGAGGCCGAAGCUGGGAAAGCUGGUGAUGAUGAUGAUGAUGAUGAUGAAGCCUGUGCGAAUGAUGAGGUGGACUGGCUGCAUGCAAUCAAGCGUCGGCGGGAGGUCCUGCUGGAAGACUGUUCGGCCAAGAGCAAGAGGCUGAAAGAUGAGGGCGCGCUGCUGGCUGAGCAAGGCAGGCACUGGGAGGCCAUUAAGAAGUGGGAUGAGGCCAUUCAGCUGACUCCAGACAACCCGCUACUGUACGAGAUGAAGUCUCAGGUGUUGACCAUCCUUCAGGAGGUGUUCCCAGCGGUGAAGGCAGCAGAGAUGGCAGUGAAGCUCCGCCCCCUCUGGUGGGAGGGCUGGCAGACUCUGGGCCGUGGCCAGCUAAACCUUGGGGAGGUGGAUCUGGCUGUGAGGAGUUUCCAGGUGGCCGUCCACCUCUGCCCGUCAGAGCGCUCCCUCUGGCAGGAUGACUUGGCGUGGGCAUGGAGGUUGCAGCAGCAGCAGUGUGCAGUGCAGGAGAAGAAACGAGAAGAAGAGGAGACCAAACAGAAUCUUCUCAGUGCCCCAGAGCUCGAGCAGGACUAUGAUUUUGAGUCUGACGAAGUGCUGGCUGCCUGCAUGGCUGUGGCCGAGCGACAGACACGCUACGAGGAGCUGAAGCGGACUGCAGUUGUCAUCGACACUGAGGGCAAUAUCAAAAAUGUACAGAUUGAAGAGGAGGGAUCAGCGGACGUUGCCUCUCCAUCACACGCGGAGUUUGUCAAAGCACGAGGACUUUGAACUGGCAUGAAUUGACUUUAAAUUGUGAUUGUUGUGCGGAACAGUUUUACCUCCAAAGCUGUUGUUUUUUGUGAGCGUCGUUUAAAAAAAAAUGUUCAUUUGGAAGCCAACACGUAAUCUCAUUCUUUGUUGUAAAGCAUUAUGUGCUGUCCCAGAUGAAAUUAUGAUGAGAUUAAAUCAACAGUGAUGAAAAAUGUUUGCUAAAUUCAUUCUCUAAUUAGUCAGAAUCAAACAUUGUCCUGGGCCAAUGUACGAACACAAACAUUAGAAUCAAAACGGGGGGGACAUAGGCUGUUAUUCAGAGGAGCAGUCACUUGUCAGAAACACUGAAAAUCUAGAGGAAAACAUAUUUUGUUGACUGGUACCCUUUAGCAAGGCACUUAACUCCUGGUGGCCAAAGGUACUUCCCUUUCUACCAUAGUCACUGACUGACAACCUAUUACAGCAGUAAGGUUUGCUGCCAUUAUGUUGCCCUGUGAUUUGGAAUGGGGUUUGGGGAUGUGACCAGACCAGACCCCUGUUUCUGGGUCAUUGUUAAAGUUUUUCCUGUCCGCUCAUGUUUAAAGAAACAUUUCCACUGAAUGAGAAGCUCACGCUCAUAAUGGCACCAUUGGGACUGAAUUCAGAUUUUAAUCGUAUUUUUCCAGGGAAAGCAGUUAGUGUCAGUAAAAUACUUGACUUUCAAUGUAAAUAUGACAAACCCUUCUAGCAAACGUCCUGGCACUGGGGCUCCUGGUAGUUUGGGUGCCACAGGGGAGACUAAGAUUUUUUUUUUUUUUUUUUUUUUUCUCUGUUCGCUUAACAUAUUAUCUCAAGUUAAUGUUGUUUUGACAGCAAAGCUCUUCCUCUUCCAUCCACUAACUAGUCAGAAUCAAACACUGUCCUGGGCCAAUGUAUGAACACAAACAUUAGAAUCAAAACGGGGGGGGGACAUAGGCUGUUAUUUAGAGGAGCAGUCACUUGUCAGAAUCACUGAAAAUCUAGGAGAAGAAAACAGAUUUUGUUGACUGGUAACAGAUUUUGUUGACUGGUACCCUUUAGCAAGGCACUUAACUCCUGGAGGCCAAAGGUAAAGGUGCGCCAACUCAAAUGUUGCAUCCUCACUGGAAGGACUUCUCUUUUGUGAGAUGAACAGAGACCAUGUCCACUUGCGACGUGUUGACUGAAGCCACUGUGCACUCAUAUAUAUUUUGCAAAACUGCAACAGGUUAAAAACUUCACAGUGAACAAAAUAGUGUUAAAUUUUGAUUCCCUUCCUAUAUAGCUAUCUAGAAAGACAAAUGGCGAUACCAAACUGCGGUAACUAACAACAGGAAGGAAAAGACUUGCAGUAAAAACUGCAGUUAAUGAUGAA